This is a messenger RNA of Morone saxatilis (striped sea-bass), 2376 nucleotides long. RefSeq names its product zinc finger CCHC domain-containing protein 7-like. Lineage: Eukaryota; Metazoa; Chordata; Actinopteri; Moronidae. The transcript is spliced from 8 exons. Gene Ontology annotation, molecular function: nucleic acid binding; zinc ion binding. The record is from RefSeq and is a predicted model, not a curated record. The coding region runs from base 465 to 1934 and encodes 489 amino acids.
GCCGGUAAAGUCUUUUUCUGUUUAACGCCGGGUGCAGUGCUUCAAAUGUAAACAAGAAUGAGAGAAACGACCCUCUCAGCUGUAUGGAAGCAAACAGAGGGUCGGGUACUGUGUGGAGUCGCAAGCGAGAUGUUGUGAACUUAAGGCGGUAAGCGUGAAGUACCAGUAUGGACUUUAUUUAACGGGGUUUGUGUUCGUUAAUUUAACUGUGUUAACUUUAAUGCCUUGGCUACCACGGAGCUAACGUUAGCAUAGCGCCACUUAGCCUGAUGGUAAACCCACGUGUCAGUACACACUUUGCAUGUUUACACAACAACUUCACAAUAAGCUACAUUUAUAAGGACGAAAUUCCCUAACCAAGGAAAAAUAGUGGUAACCCAAAUGAGCCAUUAGCCAUUACCGCCGCUGUUUGAUAGCAGUGUCAUUGAGCCGUCGUUGGGCGGUGCUCUUCGGCUGCUUGUACUAUGGACUACACGAAGGAACAUGAGGAUGACGACGGUGAGAAAAGAGGCAAGGACAACCUCUUCUUCAUUGAGUGGUCCAGUAGUUCAGAGGGUGAAGGAGGGCUCGAGUUGAGUCACCACAAACCUCACAGCAGCUGUGGUGGAGCUGCGCGGCUCAGCGGGGGAAGCUCUCCUCCGCUCCUCCUGGCAUUCAACAGCUCCUCUGGACGGGCACUGCGGGACAGCAGCCCGGGGCCUACCUCCAGUCUGGACUCACAGCAGGAGGAGGACAGUGAGCAGCCCAUUGAGGGGUGGAUGAUCCUGGGAGGAGAGGAGCAGGUGGGAGACUCCAGCAUCCAGCUUAACCUGAGCUACAGGGACAGCUCUGAGGAUGAGUCUGGAGACGGAGAUCAUAAUGUGAAAUCAGUUAAGGAUACCUGGGCUGUAUCAGACAAAGACAAGUACGGACGGUAUCAGCCUUUCCCCAUUCGCUAUUUUGUGCCUGGUCCUUCUCUCAUCUGUAACAUCUGCAACAGGACGGGACACCUUGCCAAAAGCUGCUACUACCACAAGAAGUGUCCCACCUGUGUCCUUUGUGGGAUCCAGGGCCACAUCCAGAGGGACUGUCCGGGCCGCCCCUGCCCUAGCUGUGGCCUGCGUUCACAUGGCUUCAAGCCUUGCGAAAGGCCCCCGCUGUGGAACCAACACUGCCAGCGCUGUGGUAUGGCAGGGCAUCUCUCUGAUGCCUGCCCAGAUACAUGGAGACAAUACCACUUGACAAUCCAGUUAGAGGUUCCACUCAGGCCACGGACAGUCCAAACCCUAAAACAUAAGAAAUGCCCUGCUCAUUGUUACAACUGCUCUGAGAGGGGACAUUAUGGCUUUGAGUGCACCAAGAGGAGGAUGAUCAGUGGGACUUUUCCUUCACUGCCAUACGUUUGCCACUAUGACACCAUGGAGGACAUCUUCCAACGUCAUACCAGGAUGCAGAAAAGAGGCAAAGAGCUUGUGAGUGCUGGAUCCCUUCCUCUCUCAGACCAGCAGCAUUCUGAACCAGCAGCUAAGAGCGGCGAGGAGAAUCAGCCAGUCCAAGGGCGGAGCAGGCCAACCCAGGAGACAUGUAGCCGGGCUGGCAGGAGGAAGACGUGGCCAGAGAGGCGCAGAGAGAGGAGGGAGGUGAAGAGGCUGAGAAGAGAGGCUCAAGCAAGACGAGAAGGAGGACUACUGGGGAGAUCCCGGGGGAGCUUUGAUGAUGAAGUUUGCUCAGCAGAACCCUUCAGGUCUCCACUCCACGGUCACAGGCAGUCUGCAUCCACUCCACAGAAGAAGAGGAGGAGGAAUGAGGAAGGUGGCAGAAGAAGUGGAGAGGCAGAGAGGUGGAAGAAGAGAGGAGGGAUAAAACAUGGGGAUUUAUAUCCCUAUGGUGACGUAAACAUCAGUAAUGAAAACCUUCUUUCCCCGAAACAAAGAGUACGCCACCGAAGAAGAUGAAGUGUGGUUGUUUUUUAUUUUUAAGGUGUAAUAAAUGUAACUAAUAACAAAACAUAUUUUUUGUAUGUCUUUGAUAGAUUAAUUUAUGUAUUAUAAUACAAAAAACUAGAGUUUACAGUUGACGGACGCUCGUCUUCAGUGUGACUGCUGUGAAUGUACUUUGUUCCUCAAGUGCAUCUACUACUGUUAUUCUGGCUGUGCCAAGUUUUCGACAUUCAGUAUUACAGUAUACAGUAAUACAGUAUUUUGGAAUAUGUUUUUACACUCUAUGUCUGCUUUUUGGCUCAUGUACCAUGUUGCAGAGGGUGGUUUAUUAUCUCCCUAAAUAUUAAUGCUAGUUUUACUGUAACAUAUUAUUUUCUGUCAUUACAGUACAUGAAAUCAGGUCAGAGGCACAGAGCUUUGAUGGACCUUUGUAAAGACUAAUAUUUAUAUUGUAAAA